Molecule: messenger RNA, 459 nt
Organism: Nematocida major
Lineage: Eukaryota; Fungi; Microsporidia
Product: peptidyl-tRNA hydrolase, PTH2 family
Exons: 1
Coding region: 1-459 (152 amino acids)
Cellular component (GO): mitochondrion; cytosol
Molecular function (GO): peptidyl-tRNA hydrolase activity
Source: RefSeq, a predicted model, not a curated record
AUGUUCGAAUACUUGCUGAGCGUAAUCGUAGGAAUUAUUCCCUUCCUGCUCUACAUGGCAUUUGUAAAACACACGAAAACUCAACCUGUGCCUGUUUCUGGUGAGAUACGCGAGAAUGUUCCUGUCAAGGGCGUUCUUCUGGUGAGAAAUGACCUGAACAUGGGAAAGGGCAAAAUAGUCGCGCAGGCCAUGCACGCAGCAUACUCAGCCGCGAACAAGAAGUCUCUCCUCUCUUCCGCGUGGAAGCACUGUGGAUUCAAGAAAGUCUCGCUGAAGGUGGAGACAGAGCAGGAAAUGGACACUCUCGUUGAGAAGGCGCACUCCAAAGGGAUUCCGUGCAGCCCAGUGAUAGACGCAGGAAGAACCCAAGUCGAGCCAAACACGCACACAGUCACUUUCAUAGGCCCGUGGUACGAGGACGAGCUAAACGAAAUAACUGGGCAUCUAAGACUGCUAUAG